AUGGCACUUGCCGUCGCAGCACCCGUGCAAUCCGCGUCGCCAGCAAUCUUUUCCCUCGAUCGUGCGACUUCAAGCCGCGCCUCGCAUGUGUCGCACGUCUCGCAAGUCGCCACAGCGUGCCCAUUUCCGCGGGACGCGCGCGUUGCGGCGCACCUCGAUGCCUUCGCUCUAGCCAGCGCAGCGAGACCGUCCGCACGGCAGGAUUCGCACAAGCACCGCGCAUGGCGUCUGCGAAUCCGCGCGAGCACAGGCGACACUGCGGCGUCGUCGUCAUCGUCGCAGGACGUGCCUCAGGAAGCGAAGGAUCGAGCUGCGGCAGUGGAGAAGGCGCGCUCAUUGGUGGGCGAUCUCAAGGGCACCAGCAUCUUCCUCCCUGGCAUGAUGGGCAGUGGCAAGACCACAGUGGGCACACUCCUCGCUGGCCUGCUCGGCUACUGCUUCUUCGACAGCGACCGAGUGGUGGAGGCGGCGGCAGGCGGCGCGUCGGUGUCGCACAUCUUUGCAGAGAAUGGCGAGGAGGAGUUUCGACAGCUCGAGACACGAGUGCUGGCGGAGCUGUCCUCCAUGGGUCGCCUCGUGGUGGCCACGGGUGGAGGGGCAGUCACUCGCCCCGUCAACUGGAGCUACCUCUCCCACGGGGUGACGGUGCAUCUGGACGUGCCAGUGGAGCACCUGGCACAGCGGGUGUUGGCGGUGGGCACGGCUGUGCGCCCUCUGCUGUCGCAAGCCACACAGGGGGAGGGGGAGGGCGGAGAGCAACAAGCAGCAGAUGAGAGCGAUGAGCACAGCAAGACGUUGACACGGCUGGCGGGGCUAUUAGGGGAGCGCAAGGCACUCUACAGCAAUGCAGACACCACCAUCUCCCUGCAAGAAGUGGCGAUGCGCUGCGACUCACAAGUGGACGAGGUCACACCCACACGAAUCGCUCUUGAGAUCUUGGAGCGGUUGGAGCAGAUGGUGGCGGAGAGGCAGGCCAGAGACGCCGCACUCAGAGCCAAGGCAGCCUAG
Messenger RNA from Closterium sp. Yama58-4, 1008 nucleotides. The record is from the annotation of a GenBank genome assembly. Lineage: Eukaryota; Viridiplantae; Streptophyta; Zygnematophyceae; Desmidiales; Closteriaceae.